AUGGCGUCGACUUUUGAUCGCUGGGAAAAAGAUCCAUUCUUUCACGCUGCUGAAGAAGUUCAAGAAUCUGCCGAUAGGAUGGAAUCUACAUAUAGGACAUGGAUUCAUGCCACCAAAGAUACUUCAAGCAUGUGGAACCCUAAUGAACUCAGAAGAGAUUUACUUACUACUCUUGGCACUACUAAAUGGCAGUUAGAGGAAUUUCAACGCGAAAUUAAGUCAAGUUAUAGUAGAAACUCUGGUAAUGAUGCAAGAACUAGGCACCGAGAUUUUAUCACUGCUAUGGAGGAUAAGAUAAAGAAAGUCGAGCUUUCCUUAAAUGAAGCCUUUCCUUUGGGUGGCAAGGCGUCUCGGCCGUGGGUGUGUUUGGACGAAGGAGAAAAAGACGAGCUUGCUAUGUUUCUUUCUGGAAUGCCAGCAGCUGAAACUAACAAUCAGCGAUUAUGUGAUAAAGAUUCUGAUGUUAAUUUAUCGAAGAAUUUUCAUAUUUCAUCUGGACGUGGCGAAACUAAGGAGGAUGCAUCACAUGGGUUUCGUAGGGUAGCUAGUGCUAGUGCUGAUAUUGGUUAUUGGAAAAUUUCAGUCAACGAUGAUUCACAGCAGUUGAGUUCCUCCAGUGGUUCUUCUGGUGGUCCAAUGCAUAAGGUACCGAGUUUAUCGGGCUUUUUUACUUCUGUUGAAUCAAUCUCGAAAUUGAAGUGGCCGAGGAAUGGUUAUAGAAAGCUGAAAACAGUGGAUCAUCAUAAAGAAACGGAUAGUGCACUAAUUCCAAUGAAUGAAUUGAAUAGGGGAAGCAAUACCUGCCUCGAAAAAACUAAAAGUGGCCUCGAUAGUUCUGAUGAAUGUUACGACAAGCAACUCUAUGGAUGGUGCGGUGCUAUUCAGAGACAGCUUCAAAGAUCUCAAUAUCAAAUGCAAUACAGUCGUCUCGCACAAAUAACUGUUUCAAUUGUUUUUCUCCUCUGCUUGAUUGUUUUAAUUGCAUUCCACAAGAUGUAG
This is a messenger RNA of Lathyrus sativus (Indian pea), 999 nucleotides long. NCBI's taxonomy places the organism in Eukaryota, Viridiplantae, Streptophyta, Magnoliopsida, Fabales, Fabaceae. The record is from the annotation of a GenBank genome assembly.